This is a messenger RNA of Hemibagrus wyckioides, 3201 nucleotides long. It is a transcript of the gene gpr45, whose product is annotated as G protein-coupled receptor 45. Lineage: Eukaryota; Metazoa; Chordata; Actinopteri; Siluriformes; Bagridae. The transcript has 2 exons. Gene Ontology annotation, biological process: G protein-coupled receptor signaling pathway. Gene Ontology annotation, molecular function: G protein-coupled receptor activity. Gene Ontology annotation, cellular component: membrane. The record is from RefSeq and is a predicted model, not a curated record. Bases 1458 to 2576 code for a protein of 372 amino acids.
UAUGAGCACUGACAGGUGAAGUCACUACACUGAUUAUCUCCUCAUCAUGGCACCUGUUAGUGGGUGGGAUAUAUUAGGCAUAAUAUUGAAUAUUUUUUCCUCAAAGUUAAUGUGUUAGAAACAGGAAAAAUGGACAAGAAUAAGGAUUUGAGCGAGUUUGACAAGGGACAAAUUGUGAUGUCUAGAUGACUGGAUCAGAUCAUCUUCAAAACUGCAGCUCUUGUGGGGUGUUCCCGGUCUGCAGUGGUCAGUAUCUAUCAAAAGUGGUCCAUGGAAGGAACAGUGGUGAACCGGUGACAGGGUCAUGGGCGGCCAAGGCUCACUGAUGCACGUGGGGAGCGAAGGCUGUCCCGUGUGAUCCAAUCCAACAGACGAGCUACUGUUGAUCAAAUUACUAAGGAAGUUAAUGCUGGUUUUGAUAGAAAGGUGUCAGAAUAGACAGUGCAUGAUGGGUCAGGGCUGUUUUGGCAGCAAGAGGGGGCCCAAUAUAACAUUAGGCAGGUAUUCAUAAUGUUAUGUCUGAUCGGUGUAUAUAUUUCAGAUUUGGACAAAACCAGGUACAUCUAAUCCAAUGUAAAGCAGUUGUACUCAAGAGAGGAAAUUGUAGGACACCAAUGAAAUAAGUGGCUCAGCAGUAGAAGUGCUUUUUUACUACAAAAACAAGAUACUGUAAACUUUCUAGUCUAUUAGAAGUACAGGCAGGGGAGUGAUGGAGUGAUAAAACUAGAGCACAUUGUGAUAAAAGUUACCAGUGUUCAUUUGUAACUGAUCUCCCAGAACAGUAAAGUUCUGCAGUAAGUUACUUUGUCUGCAAUUACAUUAUAAAACCAUGACCUUGGCUGUUUUUGAAAAAUACAGUUUUAAAUAGCUCAUACAUUCUACAUGUCUUUCACAAGCUUCUAAUGGUGUAUCCAUUACCCAUUGCCUGCUUCAGUGAUAUGAAGGUACUCUUCACAUCAGUUGAACUAAUUGAUGGAGUGUUGCCAACGAAUGUCAUCUAGGUUACAGACGUCAUUUAUGGAUUGUUAGAGCACUCGAAUUACUCUCAUGAUGAUUCUGUGGAUUAAAUGGGGGGGGGUUGGUAAACUAUAAAGAUGUUUUAAGAGUUUAUUAAUUCACUGAAAGGAAACAUGGAAAUCUGUAGACAUCAGGUUUCACAUACAAAUGGAAAAUAAUACAUUAACUUCAGCUUUACAUAUUUCUGUGUCUACAGGUCUUUAAGGAUAUUUCAUCUUUAAAAUAUUUGACUCAGUGUGGAUGACAGGAGGCGCUGAAAUCUGAUCAUUUUUUUUCUAUAGCACUAAAUGUCCUUCCUGUCCUCAUAGUAACCAUAGCAACUGGAGUGUCAAUUGGGUUAUUUUUAUUGUAGAUUGCCAAGAGGACUGAUCAGUGGACCAUGACAAAGAAUUAGCACCGACUCUUCAAACAUGAACUGAUAUUGCCUGGUAGCAUCUGCCAUGUCUGUAUGUAAUGCCAGCUCUGUGGAACAAUGUGGCCUGCUUGGACCAGCAGAGCCUGAUCUGCAGGAUGUUCAGACCAGUUUAAUUCCUGUUGUGAUUAGGGUGGCUUUGGCAGCCAUCAUGAUCUUCAUGAUCACUAUUGGUUUCUUAGGUAAUUCAAUAGUGUGUUUGAUCGUCUAUCAAAAGCCAGCAAUGAGAUCAGCUAUCAACCUGCUUCUAGCUACGCUAGCCUUCUCAGACAUUAUGCUCUCUCUGCUGUGUAUGCCUUUCACUGCUGUGACUGUGGCCUCCACGGACUGGAGUUUCGGAGUAGGGUUCUGCCGAGCCUCUGUCAUGCUUUACUGGUUCUUUGUUCUGGAGGGCGUCUCCAUCUUGCUCAUCAUCAGCGUGGAUCGUUUUCUCAUCAUCGUGCAGAGGCAGGACAAGUUAACACCACAUCGUGCCAAAGUUCUGAUCGCGUCCUCAUGGGCUCUGUCCUUCUGUGUGGCACUUCCAUCACUUAUAAGCUGGAGGACAGGUAUCAUCAUGGAACGGAUGCCGCAGUGUAUCCUGGGAUAUAGUGACUCGCUGGCAGAACGGGGUUACAUGGUGCUGUUAGCAGUGGCAGUUUUCUUUGUUCCAUUUAGUGUCAUGCUGUAUUCCUACAUGUGCAUUCUGAACACAGUGCGGAGAAACGCGCUGCGUAUCCACACCCACGUUGCUGAAGACUGUGCAGGGCUUAAGCUGGGUCUUACAGGUCUGCAGCGCCCCCCACAGGUCAAUGUGGACAUGAGCUUUAAAACCAGGGCCUUCACCACCAUCCUUAUCCUCUUUAUUGGCUUCUCUGUGUGUUGGCUGCCUCAUACUGUGGUGAGCCUAAUGGCUGUAUUCAGUCGCAGCUUCUACUUCAGUCCAGCAUUUUAUCCAGUUAGCAUAGGGGCUCUGUGGCUCAGUUACCUAAAGGCUGUAUUUAACCCUGUCAUCUACUGCUGGAGGAUCCGCAAAUUUCGUGAAGCCUGUUUAGAUUUCAUGCCCAAAACUUGCAGGCUGUGCCCCAAGGUCCCUGGUCGAAGUCACAGGCGCAUACGACCCAGCAAUAUUUAUAUCUGUAGCAGUGAGACCCAGUCUGCCGUUUAGCAUUUGAAUUUCCUAAGCUGAAAUGGGGUUACACUUUAAUUUGUUCACAGUCCAGCUGAAACAUACAACACCUUGCAAGUGAUUCAAUGAGAAAUGUCACUGACACUUUCAUUUCAACAACACAGAUAGCAGUUACUGUAUCCUUUACAGUUAAUGGUGAGAAUUAUUUAAUCUGUUCAUUUCAGAUGGAAGAAAGCGUACUUGUUAGCAAAUAAAUCCCUGUGUUUUAAUAUGAUCUAACCCUAAAAGCAACAUUGACCUUUUUUUUUUACUUAUUUGUCACACUUCACUGUAAUACAAGCAAAUGGAAGCUACUUUUUUUUUAUUCUGUUAAAUUCUUCAUGCUUAGAAAGAAUCACAAACAUUUUAAACUGUGGACACUAAAUAAAGCAGAUGUUGUAAAUUUUGUCUUCUGAAUGGAAAUACUGCAAUAAAAUAAUGCAAUAAUGCAACAAUGCCUCAUGAUUAAGCCAGUAUUGCAAAGGUUAAACAUAAAGUCAUGGUUCAAGGGAAGUGCAAGGGAAUUACAUAACAUUUUGGUUUCUAUAAAAGGCAUGCUGAAAUAGAAAUAGGCACUGAGUAAAUAAAAAUACUUAUUUAUUCACCAAUGUAAGUUAACCAUGGA